Cricetulus griseus (Chinese hamster) is the source of this 1467-nucleotide messenger RNA. Lineage: Eukaryota; Metazoa; Chordata; Mammalia; Rodentia; Cricetidae. The record is from RefSeq and is a predicted model, not a curated record.
AUGGGAAGGAAAAACGAUGAGAACUGUGGCACCAACCUACAUGUGUCAAGCAUCUCUCAGGAGAAUUUCUCUUCGUGGAACUUGGAUUCCGAAGAACCCCUUGCUGAAAAUGAAAGCCUUUUGCCUGGAAAGGAUGGUGUGGCAGGUAGCAAAACUAACAAGAACCAUCAGGAAGUUACAGCAGAACUGCUGGUGUUGCAGCUGAUCAUAUCAGAGCAUGCUCACAGUAGAACGCAGAACAGUAACCAAGGGGUAUUUCAGCUAUGGAGUUCUCCUGUCAAUAAAGGAAGUACCAUGGAUAGCAGGGAAUUAAAAAAAUCUUCAGUGGAAACUGGCUUCAAUGCAUCCAGUAGUUCCAGGCUCUUCACUCUAAACCACUCAUUUACAAACAUUCAGGGUUUGACAGACACCAAGCAAGUGAGUCCUUAUCCUGGCCAGUCAAUGCCAACAGGUCUCUGCUGGCCCUAUGCUGACGGAGACUUUCUUAGGGACAGAAAUGAGAACUGGAAUUUCAAAUACAGAAAUGGCAGUAUAGAAGACAAUCUCACAGAUGAAAGUGACUUAUCAGAAAACGAGAAAAUGAAUGACUCUUCGCUCAGCUAUUUUAAAAAGAUGGACCUGAACUUAAAGCCAGAAGCAAUAGAACAUGUGGAGAGGUCUUUCACAGAGGAAGCAAACGGAGUGUCCAUAUAUGCUGAUUUUCUCCCUGCUCCUUUCAACACUCUGGACUUGCACAGAUUUGCCUUCUCAAAAUGUGAAACAUGGAAGGCAGUAGCAGACCCUCCGGAAAGCUCCAUUGAACGGCUAAUAAUUCGUUUGUUGGAACUGGAAAGAUUACAACAUAUGACCAUACAAAAAGAGAAGCCAAGGCUACAAAGCACUUUCUCAGUAUUUUCAAUGGCAGAACGACCUUCUUCCUCUAAAGCCAUUGCACUGAAAGCCAGGCCACCAAAGCUUCCUGACACAUUGACUCUACAGACCCCUAAUGUAGAUAAGAGUCGAGACAAGAGAAAAAACAUUUCCUGUUCUGGCAAACCAGAACAAAGUAAUUCCAAAUGGAACUGGAACAGUUCUGGCAAAUGUAAGUUGAACUCUAGACCAUUGCUAAAAUGUUCAUCCACUGCAAAACAGAGCGUUGUUGCUCAUGAUGACUUUAAGAAUUCCAAAAACUCUGUUUUAAACCCUUGCCAGGAACUCCCCCCCAAGCCUACUACAACCCAAGCAACUCAACCACUGGCUAAAGUGGUCUCAACAAAAUGUUUCCCAUCAAGGUCCCCUGUGCCAGUUUCUCCCAUACCCCUGUCUUUUCCUGAAAAUCCAAAGGAAGAAAUUAAGACACCAAGAACCAAAAAGAAGCUUCACCGAAAAAGCAUACUACUGAAUAGACCUUUCUAUGUUCAGAAGCAAAACAGCUUAUCACCUUCACUUAUAGCCAGGGGCAAGUGCUCACCUACUGACCAAAAAUAG